Prinia subflava (tawny-flanked prinia) is the source of this 6003-nucleotide messenger RNA. RefSeq names its product refilin A (gene RFLNA). Gene Ontology annotation, biological process: negative regulation of bone mineralization involved in bone maturation; actin filament bundle organization; skeletal system morphogenesis. NCBI's taxonomy places the organism in Eukaryota, Metazoa, Chordata, Aves, Passeriformes, Cisticolidae. The transcript has 3 exons. The record is from RefSeq and is a predicted model, not a curated record. Gene Ontology annotation, cellular component: actin filament bundle. Bases 205 to 1017 code for a protein of 270 amino acids. Gene Ontology annotation, molecular function: filamin binding.
UCCCGUCCCCCGCCGCGCCCAGCGCUCCCUGCCGGCGGGGCCGCCCCGGGCGCUGCCGCGCGUACUCGGCCGCGUCCCCGCGGGGCUGGGCGGGGGGAUCGGGCUGCGCUUCCCUUCCCCGGGAACGCCUGAGGGCGGGGGCGGCCGGGCGGGCAGGGCCAGGGCCGGUGGAGGGGAGGCGGCCGGGACACCCCGGUCUGGCUGAUGCUGGCGCUGCCCCGCGCAGCACCGGGCUCCGGCAGGCUGGUAGCGGCGGUCGGGACUCAGGAGGGGCCCCCCGGGCUCCCUUCCCCUUCCCUCCCUCCGCGGCGGGCGGCGCUGGAGGAUUUUCUCCCGCCGCGGCCCCCUCGCUGUCCCCCAGACAUGGUAGGUCACCUCCAGCUGCAAGGGAUGGACGAGAGCCUGAAGGAGAAGAGCCGGGAAGGCUUGCUGGACAGUCCGGACUCGGGGCUGCCCCCCAGCCCCAGUCCCCCCUUCUACUCCCUGUCGCCCGGUGAGGGCCGAGCAGGGGGCAGCGGCGGUGCGGACCCCCCGGCCCCGGGCCACCGGCGAGAGGCCAAGGACGGCAAAGUGAUGCCUUAUCUGCUCCUGAACCCGUCCAUGCCAGAGAUAAGGCCUCGAAUGUACCCGGUGUUUUUUGGAGAAAGCAUUGAGGUCAACCCUGAGCCCGUGCAGGAAAUCAGGUGCAAUUCCGAGGUGAAGUACGACUCGGAGAAGCGCUACCGGGAUGACAUCUUCUACGGCCCCAUCCCCACCGUCACCACCUACAGCGAGACCGUCAUCGCCGCUCCCAACUGCACCUGGCGCAACUACAAAUCCCAGCUCACCUUCGAGCCCCGCCAGAAGCCGGUGAGGUUUCAGAGCACCACCAUCAUUUUCCCCAAGCGUGCCAAGAACAUUUACCGGACCACCCUCAGCUACAGCUUGGGUUGUGCCAAGCGCUGGUUCGCAUCCAGCGUGCAGCUGGAGCUCUGCGAGGACACCAGCCCGUGCGUGGUGUACAGCGAUGCCCUCUGAUGUGCCCUGCCAACCCUGCCAGGCUGCCCCUGCAUCGGGGCUCUGGCUGGGCCCUGCUCGGUGGCAGCUGAGUAUUCAUGGCUGGAGAGCAGCUCUUGGAGGCUGAACUGGCUGGGAGGAGGCUUGCAGGGCACAGGAUGGUUUUGAUCAGUGAGAGGCUGGCUUGUGUUUUGCGACGUUCCUGACAUUCAUGAUCUGGAUUUUAUUUUUGGAGGGGUUUUUUUUGCUUGUUUUUUUUUUUUUUUUUCUCUGAGCAGAUCUAUUUUUGGCUUGUGUUUAGAUGAAAUCAAGAUGACAAAGGACCCUGUUACCCAUAGCAGAAUGAUACCUUAUGAGCUCUGUAGGUCUCGUCUAGCACAUAGGUGAGAGUCACUGCAAGCUUCAGAGCUAUUUUGGUCUCUGCAAAGGGAAGACCAACUGCAGAGGCAGCAUCUGGUCAGCCCAGCACACACCAGGCCAGAUCUCUUUCAGAGCUGAAAUGCAGAGGAGCUGGUUAUUUGUACCAGUGCAUCACAGCUUGCCCCAACAGCUCAUCUGAGUGACAGCUGCCCUAUUACAGUCACCCCACUUGCUGAGAGGAGUGCAGACUGUCACCCCAAGAAAAAGAUGAUUUAAACAGGUCCCCCAGCUCUUGCUAGCAGCUGGAUGUUUGUGUACCACGGCAGGACACAGCACAACCAGGAGGUGGGAGAGGGCCUGCUCUGAUGCACAGACACAUCUGUGAGCCCAGGGAGGAGUAAGCAGGGAGAUGAGGAAAAUGAACAGCUGAAGGGACAGUUUCUAAAAGUGGCUAGAAGCCCAGUGCCCUUUUAUCAAAAGUAUUGUCAGAUCAAGUGUGGCGUGCUGUUCACUGCCUCCAACACCUAAUUUAAGAGAUCUGUAUGCACUUGCAGCCCUUCUGAGUUUCGGGGUGUGGCUGUAUUGCAGAGAGGAGUGUAGAGCAGGAAGAUGCUGCCUGGCUGCUUUGAAGCCAUGGCAGGGUUAACUCACCCUCUCAGUAGUUUCCAUAUUCGUGGCAUGGGCAGCUUUUCUGCCUGUAGAGAAGAAGCCAAACUUUCUCAGUGUAGAGCUUGAAGGACUGAAGAGACCAAAUCCAUCCAGGUUUUCCUUAAUCAGCCAGGCUGUAGCACUAAAACCAGGCACUUCGCAAACAGCUGAACUGUCUCUGCAAAGGGACCAAGAAACAGUGAGCAGGAGUCAGUGCAGCCAUCCUAAGGUAAAACUUUCCCCACUCAGGAAUUCCACCUCCUGGUAUAGCUUCACUUUGGUCUCUUGCUGAAAAUCUGCAAGAGCCUGGAUUCCCACAAACUUUUGAAAAUAGCACGGAAUUGUCUCCAAAAAUCUUACCAAGAAUUUUUGCGUGCUGCUCAGACUUAGAAGUAACCACACAGCUCCGGAAAUUAAUUUCCAGCUUUCUCUCUCCUAAACUUUCCAUUUUGUUCCUGACUUGCUGUGAGUCUGGUGGAGUUAUUUCAGAACACAGCUGAGCAGCCAAGUCAGAAAGCCUAUUAACAAUGUCAACAAGACAUAGCUGAUUGCCCAGAACAGUUGACGCACAAACCCACUGGGAUUAAAAAAACAAAAAAGUCUGAAAAACUUUAAAAAAUAAUAAAAUUAGUGACAUAUAAAGAUACUUUUUCCAUCGGUUUCAAAGAGCAGUUGGUAAAUGUGACCAGAACUGUGACCUUUAUGAAACAGAGUUCUCUUGUUUAAAAUGUAGCACAGUUUUUCCACCAGAGGUAAAUAUAAAGUCUUUAAAUACAAACUUCAGUCCUGACAGCUGAAGCAUCAUUAGUGCUGAAAGAUGUGUGUUAUGGCACUGCUGAACUCUGCCUCUCUACUGGGAGUUAAGACUUGGUAGGAAGAAACCUCUCAAAGGAUUUCCGAGGCUUCCACCUACUGUUGAAUUCCUUACAGCAACACAAACAAGGAUUAUAUUUGUUAUUGGUCAGAUUCUGCUGUCACUGUCUGUCAGCAUCAAAGCCUGGAAAAGCAGCAUCUGCCUCCAGAGGGAUUAUUAUGCCUGAAGCAACCCUUCUCCCCAGGGCUCCAGCCAACAGGAGAGCUGGCUCGGGCAGCAGGGAGUUGGUGCUUGGAUGAAUGCGGCCCCAGUGCGGCGAGGUCGGUGAUGCCCUUACUUGCUAGUUCAUCUUGAGGUCUGUCCUGUUGGCCACAUGCUGCUGAGGGAGCCUUGGGAGCAGGGGAAAUACCCCUCUGCCUUCCUGGGAACACGAGGAGAGGCUGUGCCAAGGGGCAGGUUUCCAGGCUGACAGCAGGGUAAUCCAGGUCCAAAAGCAAGGCCAGCACUCACACCCAGGGGAUCCCUGCACCAUGACAGAGUGGACUGAUGGAGACAGGCUGACCUUAGAGCUGAGGGCAUGCCAGACCCUCCCUAUUCUGACCACACAUCAGGAUUUGCUUCUUUUUAACAGCUGGAUUAUUCCCCUGCUUCCAGCACAGAGCUGCUAUUCUUGAUCAUGCUGGUCUUUGAGCGGGACAGGUUUUCCCCAGAAAAAUCCCUUUCAUCAUGACUGGCUGCAGAAUCCUGGCCACUCUGUCCACUGUUAGUUCUGUUUCCUAAAUAUCAGCUGCAACAGUAAAAGAGAAUUCAAGGCAAGCCAAAAAACUCAGUGUGCAAAUACAAAUCCAGCAGAGAGACUGAACCUCAACCUGGAUUUUCACCACACAGGGAGAGGGGCUGCUGAGGCAAAGUCUCACAGGUGGAUGUGACCCCGGGGAGGGUGCAGUGGAGGGUUGCAUCCUUGGCACUGGAGGGUCCCACACGCCCAGCCCAGGCCUCUUUGAAGCUUCAUGCUUUGUUUUCUCUGCAAAUACACUAGAAGUGACCUAACAUGCUCCUGCUCCUUUGAAUUUAAGCAGCUUUUCUGGUCUUGCCAUGUUAGGGAAAAAAGAAGAUAGAAAGCAGCUUGGGUUUCUGGGCUGCUGAACACAUUUUGGGCUGUGUAGCCAUGGUGGCUAUGGUGGAACUAUCACCCUGGACCACAUCCAAACUGGGACAUUGCCAAGUGCCUGAGAUCUGGAGAAAUUUUUGAAAAAUCCCUUCUUAUAUGGUAUCUCCCAUGGGCUCAUCACAAGCUGCUUUUCUUAGCAAAAGCUGGCAUUGGAAAGGGACUUUGUUUUUCCUGAGGUGAAGGAAACCACAGAGGGCCAAGCCUUCACCCUUGGCUGGGCACACAUCCCAACCUGCCUGCCCACUCUCCAUCCCUGCUGCUCCCAUCCCUGGGGCUGGGUUAGGCAGUGGUAGAAAAGCCAAAGUUCAUCUUACUCAUGACUGGGAAAAGUGAUGGCUUUUUUUUUUUUGUUUUGCUUAAACACCAGAAACUGAAUUGUAUUUCUGCCAAUGAAGAAUCACUCUGGCCAGCCAAGAAGUGCCUUGUGCCAUACCUGUGAUGUAUUUGUACAUCUAAAAGGAACAAUUAGUCCCACUAUGGAGGUGCUUUUCUUUUAAAUGGAGUGUUAAUCUCAGCCAACAGAUCUUGGUUCCUGUAUAUCUUCUCAAAGAUACAAAUGAUAAAUUUAGACCACGGAAAGGUGAAUUUCCUUGAACAGCUGGGACUGUGGCUACACUGUUUCUCCCUAGGAUCCUGCUGUGCAUGCAUGUUGCCCACAGCUCUGCCAGCCGGAUGGGUAAAGUCAGACACUGCCUUUAUCUUUCUUGACAGGGGGAAGAUUGUUUUUUUCAAUAUGGACAGUCCCUAUCUCAAAGGUAGGGGUCUCUCUCCCCUUCAUCCCUAUGAUCCUUUUGCCCUGGAAUGCAACAGAGCAUGCUCAUGUCUGGUCUGCCCGCAUUGCUGUCAUUGCAUUUGGGGCCAAAAAGAUGAAACCCUAACCAAAUAUUGAGCUUUCAGAAGCUGUGGAAUACGUUGCACAAACCGCAGAGAGCAACUUUGACCAAAAGUUUACUGCUUGUCUUUAUUUUUUGCCUUUUUUUUUUUUUCCUUCCUUCCUAAGCCAGCUCUACUUUCCUCAAUGUGAAAUACAGACAGAUUUGCACCCUGAGUGCACACCUUCUGGGACUGAUGAAAUGGUGUUUGGGUGUUGAUAGCAGUGUUUGAGUGAGCUGCUGGUCAGAGAAGUGAAUGCUAUUUACUAUUUAUGUUGAGUGUGUCUUAAAAAAAAUGGGAAAGGUCACCAGAAGGCUAAUGAGCAAAAAGGACUUUAUAGAGCAAAUUGAAGACUCAAGACUGGUGAGUCUGAUGUAGAGGUGAAUGGUUCUGUGUGUGAACACUGUGAGCUAGGAUAUUUAGUCAUUGUGGUUUUAACCUGCCUCUUUCCCUGUAGGAAAAGGCAUCUUUGCCUUUUUUAGAGCUGAAACAAAAUCAGAUCUGUCCUCUGUCACAGUCAUUCAGUCCCACUGAAGUCUGUGAGCAUCAGCAUUCCCCAGGCUCAUGAGGUACUUUCUGUGUGUAUCAAUCAAACAUGCACAGAGCUGUGCCUCUGUGGAGAUGGGGGAAUGCUUUAUAGGGGAUGAUGGAUCUUCUUGUGGGAUAUUCAGAUUUUUAUUGCCAGAUAAAGUCUGCUCUCUGAGGAUCACCUGAUCACUCACAAAUUGAUCUCUUCUGAACAUCUCCCCUAAAGCUCUCUAACCAUUGGAUUUUAUAAGUCUUUGGAGGCACUAAUUCUUUUUCAUAUACUGUAAUGGCCAUCAAAAUGAGUAAAGUAUCCUAUCAUGUAAAUUGUGACCUGAGGAUGGGGUUGAAAGGUGUCUGAAGGUUAGAGCAGGAGGAAGAGAACUUAAAAGUGGUGGAAAUGCAUAAGGAUGUGUCAUAUUUUUAUUUUUGUAAGUCUGAUACUCUAAAUGCUUGUAAAGUACUUUACUGUUGUAUAUGUGGUGAUGCAGUAGCUCACAAUAUCCUUUUAUUUUUGUAUAUUCCUUCCUCCACCAUAAUCCCUUUCUGUUCAACUCAUAGAGAGUAAUUUAAGAAGACAAAAUUUAUAUACUGUAAUAAAAUGCUCAAACCCUCA